GAAUCGGUCUACAGAGCUGGGAAACCUAUUGGGUCUGGUGGAUUUGGUAUUGUGUAUGGUGGCACGAGAAUAUCAGACAGCAAACAGGUUGCAGUGAAGCACAUUGACAAGAGAGGCAUAACCAACUGGAGAUUUGAUGAAUAUUCAAGACCAAUCCCAUUGGAAGUGUACCUGCUCUCAAAGGCUCACUCCAUUCAUGGAGUCAACAAGCUCAUUGAGUACUUUGAAAGGCCUGACAGUUUCAUUCUGAUCCUGGAAAAGCCAGCUCGCUGCAUGGACCUCUUCGACUACAUCUCUGAAAAGAAGUCUCUAGAAGAAGAGGAGGCGAGAAAAAUUUUUGGUGACCUCAUCAAAAUCAUGUUGGCUUUGAAGCGAAUUCAUGUCUUUCAUAAUGACAUCAAAGAUGAGAACAUAUUGGUCGACCUGGACAUGCAACUCAUCAGCAUCAUCGAUUUUGGAUCAGGCUUAACUUUACAAUUUGUGAUACAAACUGCAGGCACACGCGUGUACAGCCCUCCUGAAUGGAUUGAGGAGCACAGGUACAAGGCGGAGGAUGCAGCUGUCUGGUCACUGGGGGUCCUCCUCUACGACAUGGUCUGCGGGGACAUCCCAUUUCAGAGGGAUGAACAGACGCUCAGUGGCGUCAUCGAAUACAACAAGCACUUGUCUUCUGAAUGUAGAGAUCUGAUAGAGCAAUGUCUGGCGCACAAUGCCAACGAGAGACCGAAACUUAGAGACAUCCAGCAACACCCAUGGCUUCAUCAACAUCAAUUCCAUCAGCUGAACUUAUCCACAUAA
Messenger RNA from Helobdella robusta, 798 nucleotides. RefSeq lists its product as hypothetical. Gene Ontology annotation, molecular function: ATP binding; protein serine/threonine kinase activity. Gene Ontology annotation, cellular component: cytoplasm. The record is from RefSeq and is a predicted model, not a curated record. The annotation marks the transcript as partial. Gene Ontology annotation, biological process: protein autophosphorylation; negative regulation of apoptotic process. NCBI's taxonomy places the organism in Eukaryota, Metazoa, Annelida, Clitellata, Rhynchobdellida, Glossiphoniidae. The transcript is spliced from 5 exons.